Molecule: messenger RNA, 4163 nt
Organism: Ornithorhynchus anatinus (platypus)
Lineage: Eukaryota; Metazoa; Chordata; Mammalia; Monotremata; Ornithorhynchidae
Product: ras GTPase-activating protein 4-like
Exons: 21
Coding region: 14-2413 (799 amino acids)
Biological process (GO): intracellular signal transduction; regulation of GTPase activity
Source: RefSeq, a predicted model, not a curated record
CCCCGUCCGGGCCAUGGCCCAGCGGAGUUCCCUCUUCAUCCGGAUCGUGGAAGGAAAGAACUUGCCCGCCAAGGACAUCACAGGGAGCAGCGACCCUUACUGCAUCGUGAAGAUCGACAAUGAGCCCAUCAUCAGAACAGCCACGGUCUGGAAGACUCUGUCCCCAUUCUGGGGCGAAGAGUACAAAGUCCACCUCCCGCCCACCUUCCACUCCGUGUCCUUCUAUGUCAUGGACGAAGAUGCCCUCAGCCGGGACGACGUCAUCGGGAAGGUUUGCCUCACGCGGGACGUCCUGGCCAAGCACCCCAAGGGCUUCAGCGGCUGGCUGCACCUGGCCGAGAUCCACCCGGAAGAGGAGGUGCAGGGGGAGAUCCAUCUGCGGCUGGAGCUGGCCCCUGGUGAGGGGGCCCCCAGACUGCGCUGCACCGUGUUCGAGGCCAGGGACCUGGCCCCAAAGGACCGGAACGGAGCCUCGGAUCCCUUUGUCCGCGUGCGUUACCACAGCAAGACCCAGGAGAGCGCGGUGGUGAAGAAGUCCUGCUACCCACGCUGGAACGAAACUUUCGAGUUCGCGCUGGACGAGGCCGCGCCGGAGAAGUUGUGUGUGGAAGUCUGGGACUGGGAUCUGGUCAGCCGCAACGAUUUCCUGGGGAAGGUGGUGUUCAGCAUCCGCGGCCUGCACGAGGCCCAGCGCGAGGAAGGCUGGUUUCGGCUCAGGCCGGACAAGUCCAAGCCCCAGCUGGACGAGGGGAACCUGGGCUCGUUACAGCUGCAGGUGCAGCUGCGGGACGAGGUGGUGCUGCCCUCUGCCGUCUACCAGCCGCUGGUGCAGCUGCUCUGCAGGGAGGUGAAACGGUGCUCCAAGGAGGAGGCAGGACAGAUCAUCACCCUGAUCGAGGAGACCACCACGGCCCAGUGCCGGCAGGAAGUGGCCACCAACCUGGUGAGGCUGUUCCUGGGGCAGGGCCUGGCCAAGGACUUUCUGGAUCUGCUCUUCCAGCUGGAACUGCACAGGGCCGGAGAAGCCAACACCCUUUUCCGGAGCAAUUCAAUGGCCUCCAAAUCCAUGGAGUCUUUCCUGAAGGUGUCCGGGAUGCAGUACCUACAUAGCGUCCUGGGUCCCACCAUCACCCGCAUCUUCGAGGAGCGGAAGUACGUGGAACUGGACCCCAGCAAGGUGGAGAUCAAGGACGUGGGGUGCUCUGGGCUGCACCGGAUCCAGACGGAGAGCGAGGUCCUGGAGCAGAGCGUCCUGCACCUACAGUCGUACCUGGCGGGCCUCCUGGCAGCCAUCGGCCGCUCCGUCAGGUCCUGCCCGCCGGUCAUCCGUGCCACCUUCCGCCGCCUCUUCCAGCGGGUCCAGGAGCGCUUCCCGGAGGAGAAGCACCAGAACGUAAAGUUCAUCGCCGUCACCAGCUUCCUGUGCCUGCGCUUCUUUUCCCCGGCCAUCAUGUCCCCCAAACUCUUCCAUCUGCGGGACCGGCACGCCGACGCGCGCAUCAGCCGCACCCUUCUGCUCCUGGCCAAGACCAUCCAGAGCGUGGCCAACAUGGAUGCCCAGGCCUCGCGGGCCAAGGAAGCGUGGAUGGGGCCGCUGCAGCCCACCGUGCAGCAGGGGGUGGCCCAGAUGCAAGACUUCAUCACCAAACUGGUGGACAUCCAGGAGAAGGAGGAGCUGGAACUGAGCGUGCAGGGGGCACUGCUGCCGAUGAAGGAGGGACCCCUCUUCAUCCACCGGACCAAGGGCAAGGGGCCCCUCAUGACCUCGUCCUUCAAGAAACUCCACUUGUCCCUGACCAGUGAGGCCCUCAGUUUCGCCAAGACGCCCAGUUCCAAGACAAGCUCCUUCAUCCCCCUGGCCAGAAUCCGGGCGGCCGAGAAGGUGGAGGAGAAGAGCUUUGGCAGCUCCCACGUCAUGCAGAUCAUCUACACGGACGAGGCUGGCCAGGGCGAGACGGCCUACCUGCAAUGCAAGUGUGUGAACGAGUUGAACCAGUGGCUGUCGGCGCUGCGGAAAGUGUGUAUCAACAACCCGGCCAUGCUGGGCUCCUACCACCCGGGCGUCUUCCGGGGAGACCGCUGGAGCUGCUGUCACCAGAAGGACAAGGCCGGCCCCGGCUGCGACAAGACCCGCUCGCGGGUGACCCUGCAAGAAUGGAACGACCCCCUGGACGCGGACCUGGAGGCGCAGCUCAUCUUCAGACACCUGCUCGGGGUGCGGGAUGCCAUGAGGGAAAAAUAUCUGGAGCUGAGGGCACCCGGCCAGUACAGAGAUGCCCCCCAGGGCCCGAGCGAAGCCCCCGCCGAUGGCCCCACCGAGCUUUUCCAGAUCCUGGGGGCUCUGGAGGACGCUCACCGCUCCGGCCUGCUGGCUGACCGUGACCGCAAUUACCUCCUGGAGCUGCAGACGUGAAGCCCCAGCUGGGAGAGUCCACCCGGCCUCCCGCACCCCGCCUGCGCCCCUCGCUCUUCCUGCAGUCAUCGGGGGGGCUGGGGGAGGGUCACACAUUCCACGGGGGCGACCUGGGGUGAGGGAAGGGAGUCGGGGAAGGGGGGGGCUAGCUGUGUAGGAGCCAGCGGGACGGGACAUCCCCCCUCACGCGGUCUUCCCUGUGGGUCCGGAAGCUGCCCUGGACACUGGGCCCCACGGAGAGAAGCCUGGACCGGGCCUGAACUCGAGCCCCGUCUGUGGAUUCGCACCCCGGGGGAGACUCGAGGGGAGAAGCCGGGUACGGGGGGUGUCUCUCCCUCCCUUGGAAAGUGCGGGGCUGGGAACCGCAGGCCGGGGGUGAGGGGAUCGAGAGGGGAGGUCCCCACCCGACGUCCCCGGACAAGACCCCCCGCCCCCAACCCCCUGAGGUCCGAUGGCCUGAGAUCUCCCCUUGCUUCGCGGGAGUGCUGCCUCCCCUCUCCUCCCCUUCCCCCUCCUUGGCUAGGGGUCUAAGGCACCCCCCGUGAUCCAGGGGUGGGUUCAGCCAUAUUAGUUUGGACACUAGAGUCUCCUGCAUCGAUGCUGGGCACACCUGGGGUCCCCACGAUGGUGUUGGGGGGCAACCCGUGGACGGGGGCGAGGACCGAUCUGUCCUCCCCGGGGCUCAACGUGGAGCUGCAAGUGGCUGUCCCAGAGCACUGGCUAGAGGCCACUGGGGGAGGCCUAGGCCGAGGGAAGGAGCGGGGCUGUGCCUUGCGCCUGGGAAAGUGGCCCCGAGCGAAGCACAGCUGUCGCAGAAGGGCCUGGACUCCCUUCGAGCCCCUGAGGAGGCUCCAGUCAGAAAUCGAGUGAGUCGCCAGCCUGAUCCAGCCGGAAGACACCGGGCGAUGGAAAGUAAGAGCAGCUGGACAACCCCAUGGCCCACCCAGCCUGCUUGGAACUGCUGGUUCCUCUCUUGGACUCCACCCUCAGGGCUAGGGGUAGGCCAUGCGACACCUCGUCUCUCCCCCAGUGACCACCGUGGACCAUCCCACCCCCUUGACUCUCCCCUCACCAUCCCAGACUCUCCCCCAGUGAGCCGCCACGGCCCAUCCCACCAUGGUCCCAUCUGCCAUCUCUUUCUGGCUACCCGGCUUCCCGGGAGAACUGGUUUCUGUCCUCUUCCUCUCACUUUUCCCCCCUCUAUCCCCCGGGGGGGAGAAGUGGGGAUCUCCUUCCCAGCCCCUUUCCCAUCUCCGGGGAGGGUCGGGGGCGGAGGGAAGUGGAGGAGAGUUGAGGCCCCAACUGGGGCGGAACGACUCGAUCGGGACACAGACUGAAGGCCCCUUGGAAGCAGCCCCCUCCCCGGCCAAGCCCCUUCCCGGGUCUCCUGCAGUCGGGGACUAAAGGUGGUGGCGAGAAUCGGCCCCGGUCCCCUGGGGGGGGGUCCCGGUAGGAGCCUCGGGCUGAAGAAGAAAGGGCUAAAGCCCCAUCCCGACACGUUGUGGAACACGUUCUGGCCCUGACCCACGAGCCCAGGUGGCCCCCCGUGUCUACUCCAUGGGACUGCUGCCUGCUUAGACCAGAAGCACCUCCCCAUUCUAGCCUCACCACGUCACGGGAUUCCAUUGCUUUCCCCAUCACAGUCAUCCAGACUAUUACUACUCCCAUAACUAUUCCUCAUUUCCCUCAUUUAUACUCAAUUUUAUCGUCUGUCUCCUCCACUGGAUCGUUAGCUCCUUGUGGGCAGGGA